AUGUUUCCUGAUCAUAGUCAGCAUAGAGGCCUAGGGGCACCACCAGGAACCGUUCCGCUAGAGGGUAAGCGCAUUGGAAUCUUCAUCAAAUAUCAAGUUUUCAUAUUGACGGCUGGGAUCUUUCGACUAGAUCUCCAGAGAAGUGCUUCGGGGGUGAUCAUAUUACAACCCAAGCCAACAAGGGAUCCAAAUGAUCCGUUGAAUUGGAAGAUUUGGGAGAAGUACCUCAAUUUUGGGCUUGUGUUGCUGUAUUCUUUGCUUGUCUUUGCCUUUAUUGGAGCGUCCACGCCCACAUGGGCACCGAUGAACAUUGAGUUGGGAUAUAGCUAUGAAAUUUUGCAAGAUAGCUAUGCAGUUGGUUCGGCGGCAUUAUGUAUUGGAGCAUUGAUAUUUAUACCCACAGCGCUCAAAUUCGGUCGACGUCCAGUCUACGUGAUGAGCACGCUGUUACAAUUUGGAGUGGCAAUUUGGUUUGCAAAAAUCCAAACGGUAGCUGACUUGAUGCUUGUGAAUGCGUUUUCAUGUCUUCUCGGAGCCCUGGCGGAAGUGAUUGUCCAGAUGACCGUAGCGGACAUUUUCUUUAUACACCAAAGAGGCAUGAUGAAUACCAUUUAUGUCUGGAUAAUGGUCAUUGGGUCUGCACUAGGACCUCUGGCUGCAGGUUACGUUACAACGUCGCAGGGUUGGCGUUGGGUAUGGUGGUGGAUGGCGAUCCUUUUUGGAAUCAGCUUUUUGCUGUUUCUCUUCUUCUAUGAAGAGACCAAAUUUCUUGGCUGCAUCGAAGGCUUGGCCCCAGUCAACCAGCCUCAACGAGAGGAUUCUGCUGGCCCCCAGGACAAUAUGAAUGAAAAAGAGGCUGAAAACAACCUGGAUGCAGAAGUCGGUGGAGGGAUGUUUGAAUUAACCACGUCAGAUAUCGACCUAUCCAUAUCACGAAAGACUUACUUGCAGCGAUUUUCCCUGUGGUCAUCAUCUCCAGGCUCGCUCGAGUUUUUUCUCCAUCACAUCUACCAACCCCUUAUUGUGACUUUCACCUUUCCAGCAGCGCUAUACGUCGCAGUGGUAUACGGGAUGUUGACAGCCUUGUGGCAAGUCAUGAUAACUGUGGUGGCCUCAGUUAUGCCCGAGCCACCCUAUGCCUUUACUGCAUCGCAGAUCGGUCUUAUGUCCUUGGCCCCCUUCAUUGGAACAACAAUCGGAAGCGUGAUUGUUGCACCUCUGAGCGAUAGGUUAGUUUUGAGACUAGCCACGAGAAACGGAGGAGUAUUCGAACCCGAAAUGCGCCUCUGGAUUUUGCUUGCAUUUUCUCCAUUAAUACCAGUGGGAACGUUACUCUUUGGAUACAGCCUCGGAAAUGCCCAACCUUGGUACUUUGUUGCCAUCGGCUAUGGACUUUAUGGUCUUGCCAUGGGGCCUAUCAGCAGCACGUCUUUGACAUAUUUGACUGAUGCCUACACGAACAUCGUGGCGGAUUCAGUAGCUGGAGUGACCUUCAUUAGGAAUAUUUUUGCUACAAUUUUUGUGUUUGCGCUUACACCCUGGGCCACUGCUGUCGGCAUCGCAAACGUGUUUCUUACAAUGGGAAUUCUCCUAUCAAUCGUGCUAAUUCCGGGCACAAUUGCCUUUCUAUAUUAUGGGAAGAGCAUCAGACGCUGGACCACAGGUCGGUAUCACCGUUACUCAGCAUUAUAG
Penicillium concentricum is the source of this 1692-nucleotide messenger RNA. RefSeq names its product major facilitator superfamily domain-containing protein. Gene Ontology annotation, molecular function: transmembrane transporter activity. NCBI's taxonomy places the organism in Eukaryota, Fungi, Ascomycota, Eurotiomycetes, Eurotiales, Aspergillaceae. The record is from RefSeq and is a predicted model, not a curated record. Gene Ontology annotation, biological process: transmembrane transport. The transcript is spliced from 4 exons. Bases 1 to 1692 code for a protein of 563 amino acids.